AUGUGUUGGCACAGGUGGAUUCCAGUCACUCCCGAAGGGUGCAAGGCCUCAAAUCCUCAUAUGGUGAUGCACAAGGAGACAAUCUACUGCAACACUGUGAUUGACACGGCUAUCAAACUAUCCCAGCCGGAUAGCCAUCCUAACGAUGUCGAGAAAGAUGGGCAAUGGCGCACCGGCAGCCGCGUCAAAUUCGACGUUUGCCCCGAUGAGAACAACAAAAUAUUUGACUCGUUCAACCGCAGUAUCGAGGUCAAGCCUCUCCAGAUGGUCAAUAUCCGCUGCCCGUGCUGUACGGGUGAAAUAUCGACAGUCGAUGCAUUGCUGACCGAUCCCAAUUUCCAAUCCUCCUAUGCUGUCCUCCCAAAUGGUCGACAGCUUCGCAUCCCCAACGUCACAGAGGGACUUGACGACUACCUAUGCCAACCUCUAGAUGUGCCACUUCUCAAACUCAGAAUCAGCAAGACGAAGAUACAUGAGGUCGAGGAUAGUCUCUUCGACAGCGACUCAAUUCAAGACGAGCAUAACAGCGAAACAUGCCUACAGUGCCAGUAUCCCCUGGCUUGCCCCCCACCGCUAUUAUCCAGAAGUCUGAUGGACGCCGACAUAAGCAUCUCUACAUUUCGCAGAAGGAUCAAAUCGCAAGCCCGCAAUCCCCAGAUCUGGCAAAUGACUCCGCAGGGGGUAGCUUCCGGCAUGAUGACUCCCGUCUAUCGCAGAACCGAUGGGGACAAUGAGGCGGAUUACUGUGACGAGGAGGACGAGUUUGAGAUUCCCGACUUCGGAUGUGUCGGGUUGAGAUUUCCAGUUACCAAGACUGUAAGGCCUCCGUUUGUGAGUCCUAUUCACGGACUGAUUCAAAAGCUGGAUGAUGAGCGGCCGGACAUCCACCAGGGGGCCUAA
This is a messenger RNA of Penicillium cosmopolitanum, 900 nucleotides long. RefSeq lists its product as uncharacterized. Bases 1 to 900 code for a protein of 299 amino acids. The record is from RefSeq and is a predicted model, not a curated record. Lineage: Eukaryota; Fungi; Ascomycota; Eurotiomycetes; Eurotiales; Aspergillaceae. The transcript is spliced from 2 exons.